This is a messenger RNA of Prorocentrum cordatum, 2844 nucleotides long. NCBI's taxonomy places the organism in Eukaryota, Dinophyceae, Prorocentrales, Prorocentraceae. The record is from the annotation of a GenBank genome assembly.
AUGAGGAAGUUGGGACUGCCUGCGUUCGAAAACUUCAGCACCAGGCACGACGGCACGACGAAGCACUGGACCUGGUGGAAGAGGCCCGACGAGGUGCUGAGCAAAGCGGACAUUCUCGCCCAGCUCCUGCUGAAACACCACAUCAGCGUCGCCGACAUCGGUGACGCUGCGCUCCAUGCCCUCGAAGAGGAGGUCUACCAGGAGGAGAUGUCCGUCUUGCGCGUCACCCAGAGCGAGCCGCCCGAGCUGCUGCGCCACCUGCAGAUCGUGAAGAUCUGGAUCACGGCCGAGAUCCUCAGCGUGCCCCACGUCCUGGUCAUGAGGUCGAAGAUGCAGUUCGGCCAGACGGCCAAGUACUCGGACAGGCCCAUCUCCAUGCGGAUGUCCUCGGCGCAGACGUGGGAGCAGGCGGUGACGCUCGCCGUGACGCAGCGCCUCGGGCUGGACCACAAGACGCAGGGCGAGUGCCUGGUGCUGGACCCGCACUCGUACAAGCAGACCGAGGAGGUGGAGUACUCGCUGUCGUACCCCGGGCUGAAGACCGUCUACCGCAUCCACCAGGUUGCGAUGCAGGCAAAGGACAUCCAGAAGCUCGGGCAGCUCGGCCUGCCAGAGGGUACGGACUUCGUCGUGAUCAGGGAGGCGAUGGACAGCAUCCGGCCCGGGGAGAGCGUCAAGAACCUGACGCAACAGGCGAGCCGACCAGAUACCCCUGCAAUGGGGAAGACGUGGUCGAUCUCGCACAGAAGAUCCUUGAGCGAGGUUCCAGAGGGCCGUCAGUCUCGAAAGGAGGAGAGGAUCGUGCUCCGGUUCGGCUGGCAGCAGGCGGACGACUGCGAGAGCUUCGCCCGCGACCUGCCCGCUUUCACACGCAGGGUCACCUCGCGGAAGACCGACAAGGAGUACAAAAGGAACCUCGUGGACGAUCCUGUCAGCCAGGUCGGAUCGAAGCCCCUCGAGCCCGACCGCAAGCGUCGGGUGCCAGCACCCGUGCCCAUCAGCGUGCCCUCCAGGGACUCGUGGAGGUCCUCCCACGCGGUGGCCGAGGUCAUGCGGGGCAAAGCCACGGACUGGGCCCGGGCGAAGAGCGCCGCCAAGCGCAUCCGGGACCCGGACUACACCGUGGGCAUGUUCUUUGACGACUGCAGGGAGGCCUUCCCGGAGCUCCAGCUGUACCAGGUCGACAGCGCGACGAGCAGCGGCCGGAGCGGCGACGACGAGUACCAGCGCACCGUCGGGGCGCUCUUCGCGGUCUUCUGGCUCCUGCGCCUGCACCUGGACGGAGGCCAGUCCUUCGCCUACGGCGUGAGCGACAGCUGGCUCGCGCUCUCCAAGGGCUCUCCCGCGCCACGCAGGAGCGCGGCCGAGGUGAAGCAGCGGGAAGCGUUCGCCAACAGCGUGAAGUGGUCGCUGUUCGAGGACGCCCUGGUGUCGGCCGGCCUGCUGAAGGGGCCGCCUGGCGCCAGGGUGCACGACGAGGGGCGGGUGAUGGCCAUGCUCGUGCUGACCGCGAUCCACGACGUUAUGAAGGUCGAGGCCCUCCUCCCUACGGUCGACGCCAAGGUGGGGAGCUUCAGCGGCUAUCGAAGACGCGGGCGAGACGAUCAGCGACCACGACCUCGCGCUUGGGUACAUACUGGAGCACGUGCCCGAGGCGCUCCCCUCCUACCAGGGGCUGCCCCCGCAGCAGCGGGCCCCCGUGAAGUUCACGCAGUGCAGCAUGGAGAGUACAACAUGGGCUGGCUGGUCCAGGCCGAGGCCCCUCCGGGGCCCCUGUUCGGCAAGUUCAGGCAGGUCAUCCUGGCCGGCGGCGCGAGACCAGCCGACAUCUCGUUCUACUUCGUGCACUGGCUCACCGACCUGGCGGGCGCGGAGCCGUGCCCGCUGGAGGGCUGCGAGAAGUUCGUGCUGAAGUUUCCGCAGCGGGUCCCUUCGAUGCCUGUCCAUGGGAGCCCCCGGCGGCGACGCUGGGAUCGGCUUCUCCUGCACUUGGGCCGCACUUGGACCGCCUUUGGCCCUGCCUCCCGCUCCUCCGAUCCUCCUCGCCCCUCCUGUUUCUCCUCCCCCCUCCUCGUUCCUCCUGUGUGGGAGGACGAAUCCGGUCCAAAUUUGGUCCACAUCGGAUCCCGAACGCAUUCCAAAGCCGGUCCAGAUCAGGCCCAAAUCGGACAGCGCCAGGGGCCAUAUGGGCUCCCGUGGAACAGACACCAAAAAGGUCCUGACAUCGUUCCUUGCCUCCUUCGACUACGUGAAGAGGCUGGACUCCCAGACCGAAAGCCAGGUCUUCGAGGACUACUUGCAGUGGCGUUGGCACGACCACAGCGCGCCCAAGAAGGCGGGCAAGGGCAGCCUCGCACAGAUGCGGCUGACGGUCAUGGCGGCGGGGCACGCGGACGGGGUGCUGGCGGCCUACCACCGGCUGCCAGAGGACGCCCGGGACGUCCUCGACGCGGAGCUGGCCAGGCCCGGCUGUCAGGGCCAGCGGUACACCCUCGAGGAGAGCCUUGGCCGCUCGGCGGCCCCGCUUUCCUCGUGUACUACGGGCCCGCCCUGCUGCAGAAGCACGCGGCGGGGGGCAACCUCUACGGCGCCCUGCUGGCGCUGGCGGAGGUGCUGAGGCAGGCGCGGGGCCUGUGGCCCCUGGAGGAGGCGGCGGCCGGCAGCAGCGUGACGGUGCGCAUCGACGCCAUCAAGGACGCCGACCUGGAGGCUCUCGUGAACGUGCCGGUCGGCCAGUGCUGGGCCCUCCACCGUACCAACGCCAAAGAAGCGGCGGUGAAGAAGUUGGUCCUCAUGGGGGAGGAUCACUCCUCCUCGAUGGCUCGCCCGAAGUCGUGGACCUGA